GUAUUAAAAGAGAACAUUUCUCAACGGUCUCUUCCUACCGGUGCGCGCAUGCGUAGUUGCUGUUGUACGCCCGCCAUUCCUUGAAUUGUUUGUCUCCGGCUUUUUUUGUCUCAACUAAAAACAAAAAUCAUGGCUUAUAAAGGAGGUCAGAAGGUCCAGAAAGUUAUGGUCCAACCAAUUAAUUUGAUUUUCCGUUACCUACAAAAUAGGUCGAGAAUCCAAGUAUGGUUGUAUGAACAAGUUAACCUACGAAUUGAAGGAUGUAUAGUGGGUUUUGAUGAAUACAUGAAUCUCUGUUUGGAUGAUGCUGAAGAGGUUUAUAUGAAGACAAAAACCAGAAAACAGCUGGGUCGCAUACUGCUGAAAGGUGAAAACAUUACAUUACUACAACAGGUGGAUCAAAAAUGAAGAGGAUUCCCCUCCUCUCCCCCACUUGCAUCCCUGUAAAAUGCCAAACAGAAUUUGCAGUGAUCAAACUUGUACAAUAUAAAUGGACUCGCCUAUAAUUAUGCCCCAGUGUCACCAGGAUGCAUUGUCCUUGGUCAUAAUUUAUAAAGGACUCCUCGACUGUGUGUGUGGAUGGUAGCAGCUCUGUGACCAUUUCUUGUUUUAUUUCUAGAAACUCCAUUGUAGGUGUGUGUGGAAGAGUGACAGUCAUUUUAUAAAUAUUACAUUUCACAAAUUUAUUCCAUUUUAUUUUCACCUUCAAUUCAUAAAAUAAACAAAUUUCCAGCUUUU
This is a messenger RNA of Octopus sinensis (East Asian common octopus), 738 nucleotides long. Its product is annotated as small nuclear ribonucleoprotein E. Gene Ontology annotation, cellular component: U4 snRNP; U4/U6 x U5 tri-snRNP complex; U1 snRNP. The transcript has 5 exons. NCBI's taxonomy places the organism in Eukaryota, Metazoa, Mollusca, Cephalopoda, Octopoda, Octopodidae. The coding region runs from base 130 to 408 and encodes 92 amino acids. Gene Ontology annotation, molecular function: RNA binding. Gene Ontology annotation, biological process: mRNA splicing, via spliceosome; spliceosomal snRNP assembly. The record is from RefSeq and is a predicted model, not a curated record.